Molecule: messenger RNA, 1353 nt
Organism: Haliotis rufescens (red abalone)
Lineage: Eukaryota; Metazoa; Mollusca; Gastropoda; Lepetellida; Haliotidae
Exons: 6
Coding region: 135-989 (284 amino acids)
Source: RefSeq, a predicted model, not a curated record
GACCCAUCAUGACCUCUGUGACUUUCAUAUAAACCCGCGGACAGUCACCUCGCCUUGUCAAAUCAGCUGCACUGUCGGAGAAGCGAAAUCGUUCACUCGUCAACAACCGAUCUUGAAGAUACAGUAUCAGCAGAAUGUCCGCCCCCACCCCGAAGCAGAAACUCCGCCUCAUCACGUAUCUGUCCCCGGGGGUGGCGCUGGAGGUGUUUGAGAUGGUGCUGCAGUACCUUGAGUCUGUGCUGGACGUGGAUGCCUCGCUAAUCUACGAAUCACGAUGGAGUGGCCCUCCUCCCACUCGGGUUGACCCUUUCACAGACAACCAAGUUGAUAUAGCAUUCAUGUGCAGCACUGCCUUCCUGCGUCUCAUUCGCGACAAGAACCAGCAUGUCGAACUGUGCCAGGCAGCGCCCCUCCACCGGCACCCCAACGCCCUCAGCCGACCCGUCUACUUCUCCGACGUUGUGGUGCACGUGGAUAAUGUAGCCAAGUUCAAGACCUUGCAUGACCUGAAGGGCAGUCGCUGGGCAUACAACGACACUGUCUCCCUCAGUGGGAACAUCAUCGUCCUAGCGGAACUGAAACGCCUUGGUGUCAACGCAAGCUUCUUCGGGAAUGUCAUUCAAUCAGGGGGCCACCUCAAGUCUAUUGAGAUGGUAUUAAACAGCACUGUUGACGGGGCCGCCAUAGACAGCAACACUUUGCAGACGUUUGCUGAAAGGUUCCCCGAAAAGAGGAAGAAGCUGGCUGUAGUUACCUCCCUUGGUCCAAUGCCGAUCUACCCAGUUGUAUUCAACAGCAGGUUGUCAGCUGAAAUGAAAGAGAAGAUUACAAACGCUCUUCUGGAUGUGAGCAAGUCUCCAGAAUGGAGUGAGAAGUUUCUGUCGGUGAACAUCCUGGGGUACAGCCCUAUUGACAUGUCGCUGUACAACCGUGAGACGGAGAUCGUGGACCUGGUGAAGAACAUGAGUAUAUCACCCGCUUUCUACUAGGUGCUGUACGUGGGCGUGGCAGCCGUCUCCUGUACAGCUGAUCAUGUUGGCACAGCCUCACAGUCUUGUUUAAAGAAUUGAGUUAACAAUGAUCAGUUGUUUGUUUGAUGUCUGCACAAAGAUGGUCUUUAAAUGAUUCUUUGAGAGCUCAGGCUGCUUGUGACAAUCGUUUCUGAAAGCAUUUGCAGCGACGCUUACAGCAGACAUGUUCCUCUGUCAUGUGUGCCUCAUUGUGUCAUUGUGGACUGGAGGGAAGGUUUAAAGGGGCACUGAUCUAACGCAAUUCCCCGGGACUGGUUGUUGCCUUUGUUAUUGUUUUUUCCCAGUGAGUACCCGGAUGUAUAGCAGAAAUCUAGACUAGUUC